This is a messenger RNA of Clunio marinus, 402 nucleotides long. The record is from the annotation of a GenBank genome assembly. Lineage: Eukaryota; Metazoa; Arthropoda; Insecta; Diptera; Chironomidae.
AUGUAUUUCACAAAAUCUUUUAAUGAACAGGAAUUAUGUUCUGGAUUACAUUGGAUCUAUUCUUUUAAAAAAAAUACAAGAGAAGCGAUGAUGGAAGCUAAACCUGAAGCUUUGGAAAGAAGGAAUAAGAACAUCUCAGCUAAUGACAAAUUAAAACCUUUUCCCAAGCUAAACAAACUUUCUAAGCACAUAAAAAAUGAUCCCUUAAGAUUUCCACUUCCUUUCAAAGCAGUGCUUAACGACAUCGAGAACGCUUUCAGAAAGAAAAUUAGUGUGAAAAUGAGUUGCAUUGUACAUAAAAAAGGUGAACAGCAAUUGAAUAUGAAAUUUUCGUUAUGCCAAAAUUACGAAUGUAUGGAUUGCAUACAUAAUUUCUUUUCAAUUACGCCUUAUUAUCCCUAA